This is a messenger RNA of Cephus cinctus (wheat stem sawfly), 8831 nucleotides long. RefSeq names its product protein kibra (gene kibra). The record is from RefSeq and is a predicted model, not a curated record. Gene Ontology annotation, cellular component: cytoplasm. Gene Ontology annotation, biological process: cell migration; regulation of DNA-templated transcription; negative regulation of organ growth. The transcript is spliced from 14 exons. Bases 2172 to 6137 code for a protein of 1321 amino acids. NCBI's taxonomy places the organism in Eukaryota, Metazoa, Arthropoda, Insecta, Hymenoptera, Cephidae. Gene Ontology annotation, molecular function: kinase binding; molecular adaptor activity.
GUAGUGGGGAAUAUAUUCGCCCCGUUGUUGAAAUUCAGUAGCGUAGAAAUACGUAAAAUCAAACCUCAUUCUAACCUAAGCAUUCUAAUCAUGACUCUAAGGCAAGCUGUCCAGAGUUCAUUGGUUACAUUUUCGCUAAAGUCGACUAAAAGUUGAAAUACAUUGAAUGUAUACCUAUAGUUCACUAAUUAGAGAUAUGCAGCACACGUAUUUCAUCUCUCAACUUGACUCCGGUGGAAACAUAGCCAUUGAAAAGCAAGACAACUUCCUCGUAUGAUCUGUGUUAGAAAGAAAGCAGAGACUUGCCAGACCAUAUUGAAAACAGCUAACCUACUGAUAGUGACUAGACAGAUGUUCUGUCUGAGUGAUUCCUUGCAAAAUAAAUCAAGCAUUGAUUACGUCGGCCUUGAAAGAUCUCUGUAAAUGAUAAUCCUAAAAAUACAAACAGCUUCGACGAAAGGCUUCGAUUCUCAAAAUACAUACGUAUUUAUAUGUUUCAGAUCAAAAGAUUCAUAGUAACAAAUCCUAAUAAACAUUUUAAACACAACUGAUCACCUCGAUUUAUUCGUAAUAAUCAUUUUGCCAGACUCAAGGUAAGCAGUAAAAUAAAAGAAAGUAAAGAAAUCAUAUUAGAUGACUAGGAAGAGGGUGAAUUCCAAUAUAACUUGAAGCGAACUCCGGAAAGCGUCGCUACUGAAAUACAAAAGUUCCCCCACAAUUCAACGCCAGGACCCGGUGAACAACUCGCGACGUCCGCUGCACCUGCGUUCUCCAAUCGUACAGUGGCGCCGCGGCGAACCACUGCGGAAAAUAUGCAAACCCAAGAAAAGGGCAUCGCGUUCGACUAUUCCCGCCGCCAUUCGUGCGCAGCGGUCAGAGACACGAGAGCGGUUCCCGGGUUAGAGAGGGGCACAGAGACAGAGGGGAAACCUUCUAGAGAGCGAAGGAGAGGAUUGGUGCGCAUGGUUACGGGGUAACGGGGGAGUACGGUCAGGUUCCUGGGGGGACGAGAGGUCGGCAGCGGCGAUGGCGAGCAUAACCGAAGGCGGGGAGACAUCGCCAAGCGCACACGGCAUGUCUCAAACUCUCAACAUGCUCCUAGCUGGCAAGAGGUAGAUCAUCCACACGGUGUGCGCAUCGGGUUCGCUUAUAAAUCCAGGCGCAGGAUAUUUUGUGCCGCCGGAUAGGCAUGUUACGGAUAAAGGGACUGAUCGUUCGAAGGUGGAGAAUUUGAGGGAAACGAUAUAGGAAGGAGAAAAGUAUAUAUAUAUACACAUUGUUUUUAAAAAAUCGUGCACCUUCGACGUCGUCCUCAUCAUCAUCAUCGUCGUCGUCGUCGAUUUUGUGAAUAGAAGCUGAUACACUCGUGUUGGUGAAUUAAUACGAGAACACGAAUUACAUUCCUACCGAUCUGUCGAGUUCAGUUCAGUUCAGUUGAGUCGAGUUGAGUGUAAACGGUAGGAGAGGAAGCAGAUGCCCGAGUGUGCUCGAGACAUCAAGACAGUGAAACGCGUGAAACCCGACGAGGACGCUGCUGACUGGCGUUGAACGUGAAACGAGUCGUCCUGUUUGACUGGAAAUCCGUGCGUUUGAGUUUCAUACGUGAUUAUCAGUUUAGCGCAUAAAAUUGAAUUAAAAAAUACGAGAAGUAAAUAAAUAAAUUACAUGUAGUACUGGCACAGUGUAUCGGGUCGUUGAUGAAUAAUGAAACGUGAUCGUUCAGAAACUCUAUCGAGUUUUGUAAACAGUGCGGUUGAUGUUCCUGAGUGAAACGGUACCCGAGUUACUGUAAUAAAGCCCAAGAAAUUUCUCUCUGGUGGAAUUCAAGACUGAAAAAGCCUUGAAGAAUUUUAUCAACUUUCAAAAGGGAAGUCAUAGAGGACAGGUGCACGCGGUACUUAAGCAUCGUUAUAAACCCGGUGCUACCUGACGACCGACCUUGAUAGAAAAUACCAGACGUUUAAUACGUCGAGGAGACCGAAGUGGAAGAGGAUCGGAGUCGAAGCGUGGAGGAAGCAGCAGCAGCAACAGCAGCAGCAGGGUGGCGUGAAAAGCGUGAUCGAGCCGAAGCCGAAGGGAUAUGGUGAAGUGCGGAGUGUUUUCGGGCAGGUGAGAGCAGUGGGUGCGCAAGCGAAGCGAGUAAUAGUGUCCACGAGAAAGCGCAGUGAAAUAUGCCAAGGAGACGGAAUGGGGAAAUACCGCUUCCGGAAGGGUGGGACGUCGCGCAGGACUUCGAUGGCAAAGUCUACUUCAUUGACCAUAACACGAGGAUAACAACCUGGAUCGAUCCUAGGGACAGAUUUACGAAACCUCAAACCUUCGCCGAUUGUAUCGGUAACGAACUUCCGCUCGGUUGGGAAGAGGCCUAUGACAAGCACGUAGGAGCUUAUUACAUUAAUCAUGUUAACCAAACAACCCAAUUGGAAGAUCCCCGACAGGAAUGGCGAGCCAUACAGGAAGCCAUGCUUCGGGAGUAUCUACAGACCGCACAGGACGUACUGGAGGCGAAGAAGGAAAUCUACGAUGUGAAACAGCAGAGACUGUGUUUGGCUCAGGAUGAGUACAACCAUCUUAACAAUGCACUUACAACUCUUGGCGCAUCUCGCACCAGUUUGUGUUCCAGCUCGAGUUCCUUGAGCACCAAGUAUGAUCCGGAUCUACUAAAAUCUGACGUGGCUUUAGCCAGAAGUCGAGUGUCCAGAUUGAAGCGGGAACUGGAGCAGAUACGUGCUGAGAUGAACUGUACGCAAAGAGGAGUAGACACCUUAGCCAGUGUGGAACAAAAACUUAGUGCUCAUCAUGGUGGCUGCUACAACAUUACCGAAGCUCAGGCCAUCAUGACGGAACUUCGUAACAUUCAGAAGUCCUUGAGUUCCGGUGAGAAGGAAAAGGCUGAGUUGAUGCAAUCCCUGGCACAGUUGAAAGAUGAGCUAACGAGGCUUCAACUAUGCGAGGGUAGUCCUGAAGCCAGCACCCUGAGUCUACCUCAGGAGAAACUAAGCACAGCCUCUCAGACUGAUCUUUCCGGAGAGCUGGUGCCAAUUGGUACAAGAUUAGCUGAGAUGGCGAGGAUGAGGCUGCAGUACGACGAAGCGCGGAAGAGGAUACAGCAUAUUCAGCAACAGUUGGCCGAUCUCGAGGAAAAAGUCACGCCAGGACAGACCGAAAGUGACAAGGACAAGUUGCUCCUGUUUCAGGAGAAAGAACAGCUUCUACGAGAAUUGCGCAGUAUCACUCCAAGAACUAGGACGCAACAGGACAUGAAGAAGAUUCAAUGUGAGAUCAGGAGGCUCGAGCAGGAUCUGAACAACGCCUUGGAACUCUCCAACAAGACUAUUACCGAUAGAGUGCGUUUACAUGAAGAGAAGCAAUUAUUGCUUCAGCAACUCAGGGAUGCUCUACGUUCCAUGGCCAUGCUCGAGGGACAGCUCAAGACACUUAGUGCCAGUACACUCUCCGUGAGCAGUAGUUCCAGUUUGGGUAGUCUCAGUACAACAAGCAGCAAGGGUUCCUUGAGCUCGGGAUUGAGCUUCACAGACAUCUAUGGCGGACCUCAGUGUCUUGGGCCUGUUCAGCAAGAGAGACCAGUGGACAUGGUAGAUCUUCAUAGAAGGGUCGAGAGACUGUUGAGAGGAUCUGAACAAAACCUGGGUAAUUUUGGUACACCAUCACCUGGAAGAUCGCAGCCCAGCUUGUCGCCAAGAUCUAGUUUAUCCAGUGUGAGCCCACCAGUGUCACCCUUGUACGAAAACGCCCCAAUGGGUCCACCACCUGCGUACGAGCAGGUGGAGAUGCAAAGGCGACAACAGAGACUCUUAGCCUCCACAUCACCACUAGACAGAAAUCAGCUGGAAGACAAACUGGCUGAACUUCGACUUAGUCAACAAGCCAUUCAAGAACAGUUAUCGGCGAGUUCUGAGCAUUUAAAGCUCAGUCCACAACCGCCAAUCGAAUUACAAUCUGGAAAUAUGUCCCAGGGUAGCGGCCUAGGUAGGCCAGCGAUGCCAUUACCUCAAGAACCACCGUUAUCACCUAUAAGUGAAACUCCACCUCCAAUGGGAAUCAGGUCGCGAGCAAGUAGUUCCGGUACGAACACUAGAUCGGUAUCAGCUGCCGUAUCCGACGAAAGUGUCGCGGGUGAUUCCGGUGUUUUUGAAGCAUCUAACAGAAGACGAUUAUCCGGCUUGCUUGGUGUGGAUCCUCUAGCUCUCGGAGAGAUGAACCUUGAGACUGCCCAGGUGCAAAUAAAGCUCAGGUAUUCCGUGAGCGACGGACUCCUUCACGUCGGCAUUGAACGUGCCAGGAACCUGGCCGCUCUCUUCAUACCGGAUAAUACUCAAGUAUACAUCAAGGCGGCUCUUUUACCUAUGCAGCCUCCCGUUAGUCAUAUGUGCUGUACAAAACCAGUCACGGAUCUACGUAAACCCACCUUCGGCGAGACAUUCCCCAUCGCAGUGCCUCUGAAUAAACUUUACACGAAAACUUUACAAGUUAAUGUAUGGUGCACGGGUGGCGAGUCUGAGGAGUGCUUGGGUUCAGCCCAAGUCUCCCUCGCAGACUUCAGUCCGGAAUCUCCAAGCGUCAAGUGGUACAACAUUUUAUCGUUCCGCUUCAUGCAGCCGCCCACGUCUGAUACUCCUAGUACCAGCAAUAGCGUGACUUCCGGUAAACAUGCGAAGCAUGAUAAACAAGAAUCCGAUGUCUCUAUGUAUCGAGGAGCCCAGGUGCAAAACACCAAGGAGGAGAGCAGUGACGAGAGCACGAUAAUCAGCUCGCAAACGUCGACCCUGACCAGAAAUCAGGGCUGUGAAGAAUUGCAAACGGCGGUUUCGCUCCGGCUCGAAGAACUGGCGAAUUGUUUGGGUAGUCCUGAGGAGGAAGAUGAGGAUGGUGAUAGUGAUAGUGGUAGCGAGGAUAGCGACGAGGAAGGUAUCAUCGUCGAGUUCAUGAUGGAGGACAAUGUGCUUGAGGACGUUUUGGAACACGAGGAAGAUGAAGAACUUGCCGAAGAGGAAAAUCAAACGCAGGAUAAGGAGACCAACACGGAAUGUAUAUUCAUCCCGGAACAGGGUAAGCAGAGGAAGUUGUCAGCUGCUGGCGUGGUACCUGGUGCGAUUCACGAUGACAAGAAUUCCAUCGUCAUUAAGAGGAGUCAGACUUUCUCGCCAAGCGCAGCGGUCAGCAGGAAUCAUUAUAUCUGUCGACUAAACCGCAGCGACAGUGACAGUAGCAUGCCACUCUACCGUCGGGGUGGACCCUUCCAGAGAAAUUCCGUGGAGCGUCGUUCCCUUCGGUGGAGACGACCCUCUUCGGCUCUUAGCUGUAAAACAGCGUCGAAGAAGUCCACCCACUUGCCACCGACGGCGAGGACGUCCCUGGACCUAGAGCUUGACUUACAGGCCCAGCAUGCACGGUUGAACAACCUUCACGACGAGUUGAGCAGGUUGCGAGACCUAAAGCAGAGGCUGGAACAGGCACGCGAGAAUGGAAACAGCGACCUGGCUAGUUGGCUUCUGGAGGAUCACAAAUUCCAGUCACUAAUGGCGCAGGCUGAGAGUGGCAAGAAUGGAAAAAGCGCCGAGGAUAAGAAGGUCGAAAAGAUGCUGAAGAAGACCUCUAAGGAGAUUUAUAAGCUUCGCAAGACCAAGGCCGGAAAGGGAAAGCCUGACAUUAUAUCCUUCAAAGAAAAAAUGGCUUUCUUCACAAGAGUCAAUCUAAACGUGCCUGUACUUCCGCCGGAAGACACACCGGAGAGCGGCACAAAUAAUUCGGGUCCUCAGCACAGAAGACACGCCUCUGAACCGGUCAGCAGCCAAUCGGCAGUAGCAGCUAGAUUGCAGCCUGCGACGAACUGUUCAUCCAACAGUGCACCGUCUGGUAGUACGAACAUGAGAACAAAUAGUGUCGAGGGAAAUAAAGUUAACAGUGUGGUCACCAGUAACUGUGCGGAUCUUAGUACGAACAGUGUGAACUCUGUGAACGUGACGUCGGAGAGCAAAACGGGCAAGCAUCCGAAUGACAGCGAUAGUAUCGUUAUACCGGAAGAAGAUUCAAAAGGUUCAAAAGCGAUAGAAGAUAACGGUGAACCCAAGAGGUACGAGUACGUAGUGGACAGGGUGCUCGGUGUCGAGGUUUAAGAAAAAAUAAUAAUCAGAGAAAUGGGAAAAAGAUAUGCUAGUUUGCUCGUUCAGACCUUUGUUAUAUUGAGUGCCAAUCAGAUUCUAUUCUAUUCGUGAUUGAUCGACGAGUUAAUACGUAACUAGGUUAGGGGAUAUGAAACAUACAUAACACCGAAUCGUAUUACUCAUUAUCCAUAUAGCACUGUUACUCAUUAUUCACAGACUUAACGUUGGCAAUGCUGAAAUAUUUGUCCAUUCGUCUCUCGUUAUUACCUAAUUAAGGCGAUGAGGACGCACUAGCCAAUUAUCAGAGCGAUAAUCCUCCCCACCCUAUCUGCCCCCCCCCCCUGUUGUUUAUAGGUAUAUACGCGAGCGUAAAUUAUUUAAUUCCACGAUCGAUUACCUUAUUUAAUUACGUAUUUUAAUUCACGGCUCUGUUGCACCGUGCGUGUCGCGGAUUGAUUCUGACCCGUGUGUGUAUUUCUCUUCCAUUAUCUAUGUUCUUUAUUCAUGUCUUUUCUCCUUUCUUUCGUAUAUAUAUUUCGUAUAUAUAAUUAAAAAAAAAAAAAGAAAAGGAAAAGACCGAGACGCACGACCCACCGAGCAGCUGGUCUGCGAUUCGAAUGAAUGUUACGUUACGUUUGCGCUCUUGGUUUUUCUAGUUCUUUUUUUUUUCUUUGGACUCACCCUCGUGCGUGGGGUGUUUUGCGCAGAAUGCGUGCGCAUGCGUCUACCGAUUACGCGAGGGAACGGUGUAGGAGAAUGGUUUUUCUUGAAGUGCCUUUUAAUAUUCGGUGCUGCUUUGUACAACGGAGAUUCUAAGGAAUCAUGAAAGUGAGAUUAGAAGAGAAAGCUUAAAGAGUUUAUUGACGUAUUUUCAAAUUUGAAAAACGAACGCUUGGCAAUAUCGAACAAAAGUAUGUUUGCAUUCGAUCGAAGUGCCUCAAACGCUGUAAGACACGACGACAAGAAGAAAGAUACUAUAUCCCAGGUGAUAGAACGUUGCAAAUGUAAUUCCAAAAUGCAGAUCUGAUUUCUGAAAAGUGACGAGACGAAAUGAAAAUAACAUAAAAACAAAGCAGCGUCACGCGAAGGAGAUAAAAAUGAAACUGAGAGAGAAAGCGUAGGAGAGAGUAAGGAAACGCCUAUAUUUUAAUAUAACUGUUAAACAAUUUAAAUGUUAAAUGAUAAAGCCGACUGACUGAAUACCGAUUGUAAUACACUUGUUAGUUCUAAUCUAAUCCUUUUUUUUUUUGUAAACUGUUAACUUUUUGAUAGUCUUGUUAUCACUAGGUCGUUUGACAUCUCGCAGACUAAUGCCCAUGGCUUAUAAUGCCACAAGAGGCAAAGACAAGAGAAAAAAAAAAGAAUACUUUAUUGGUGCUUCAAGUCUCUGGGUUCAAACUACUACACUAUAGACAUCUAAUGAAUAUAUAAUUCCCGUGGAAGCUUCGAGGUCCGCAAGAUGUCAAACCUCCAGUUGUCUCUAAGUAUUCGUUACUCUAAUUGUUAAAUGAAAACGUGAAAGAAAAAAUACUCAGCCACUGAGCAGAGCGCGACAAGACAUGUACGAACGAAGGAAGGUGUAUAAUGUAAAAGAAAAAAGCCAAAAUAAGACAGACAGGAACAGGAAGUAUCAACGACACGAGGAUCCUUCGUAGAUAAACCACAUGAAAAUAAGUACACAGUACGAGCGUCGCGCGAUUAAACGAAUGAAAGAAAAAAAAAGUGAAAAUUCACAGAAGCCCUAAACUAUUUUAUACACUAGUAUACUCGUUACCAGUAUAUCAUCGUUGAACAGGAAGCUUCCGGAUGAUGGAUAAAGAAAUGGUAAAAAAAAAGAAACAAACCAACAUCCGGAAACUAUCGACAUCAUCUUCCGGGGGCUGACGCCGCGCUGGUAUGGAAUCGAAAUUCACUGCGGUUAGCUCUCGGUACAAGAACUCAUCCCAGUACUAAGAAAAUAUUAUGCCUUACUACAUUUUACGGUAGAUAGGUUGUCUAGUAGAAAGUAAAGAUUGUUGAAAAAAAAUAUAUAAUAAUAAAAUUGAAAUUUUUUUCGAGCGGGUGGAAGAAAGGGAGGUUUCUAUAAUACAUGACGGGUAAGAGUAAAAAUUGCGGGAGAAGCAACAGACACCCCCUUGUACAUAAGUUUGUAAAUAUGCAUCUAACGAGAAUAUAGAUAUAAAUAUUAUAAAUAGUCUAGUGUUAAACGUGUAACAAAAUUACGUGCGCAUACACACGAGGAGUGUGUCGUGAGAGUGAGUGUGAGUGAGGACUAAGAGAAAAAGAGAGAGAGAGUGAGACGAGAAGAGAAAAAUGAAAAAAGCAGACGACUCGUAUACUACAUUAAUAAUAAUAAUAAUAAUGGGAAUAUGAAAUUCUCGUGUGUAUAAAGUACUCUAUUAUACCGCGUAGCCCGCGUUCUGUUCAUAUUAAAAACGAAAACCGUCUGCAUACGAGGUACCGACUACGCCUAUGUAUUAUUAAUGUUAUAUUAUGUAUUAUUGCUACAGCAUAGCGUAUUACUAUCGAGAAGUAAAUAUGAUAAUUUCGUAAAAAAAAUAAAACGUACACACAGACCACAAUAUUUACACGAAGUGAGUGCGGGAGACACAACGUGGUUCCACAUACACACACACAUGCUUUGUAAGUAAUGGUUCGUAUGAUAACGAUUAAAAAAAGUACAAUAUAAAUUUGCCUUCUUGUUUC